AUGUUUGCAUUAAAAAGAGUUGCACUUCAAACCACUUCCAGAAGAUUAUUGUCCUCCACCUUAAUCAGAAGAAAUGUUAUUCAAGACUUAUAUUUGAAAGAAUUAAACAGCGUCAGAUUGCCAGAAAUUAACUUAGCUGAUGCCAACGUCAAACAUUGGUCUCCACCAGUUGCUCCAGUUUUCACUAAUGAAUUGGCCAAUGCUACUGAUGCAAAAACUUUGAAAAGUUAUGAAGAAGAACCAGUUGAAGUUGUUCAAACUAAUGCCGCUGAGGAAGGUGCCGAUGCUUCCACUGCUGCUGAAGAAGACUGGUUGGUUUUAGAAGAAGAACCUGAAGAGGAACACCAUUAA
This is a messenger RNA of Saccharomycodes ludwigii, 351 nucleotides long. RefSeq names its product F1F0 ATP synthase subunit h (gene ATP14). NCBI's taxonomy places the organism in Eukaryota, Fungi, Ascomycota, Saccharomycetes, Saccharomycodales, Saccharomycodaceae. The coding region runs from base 1 to 351 and encodes 116 amino acids. The transcript has a single exon. The record is from RefSeq and is a predicted model, not a curated record. Gene Ontology annotation, biological process: proton motive force-driven ATP synthesis.